Parnassius apollo (apollo) is the source of this 1014-nucleotide messenger RNA. The record is from the annotation of a GenBank genome assembly. Lineage: Eukaryota; Metazoa; Arthropoda; Insecta; Lepidoptera; Papilionidae.
AUGCGUCCUCGACGAACAAUCGUCGUAAUUCCAGAGAGCAGCGAGGAUGAAAAUAUAUCAGAUGAUGAGACUUACAGUACUCAAGAUCCUUUACAUAUAAAUGAAGAAAAAGAAAGGUCUUCCUCGGACGGGGAAGAUGAAGGAGAAGAGGAACUGGACCAGUUAUUUCCUGAGUGCACUGAAGAGCAUAUGGAGACGUUAGAAAAUUUUACAGACAAUCAACCUUCUACUUCACAGGCAGCUUCUUCAACGGAGUCAGUGGAUUUAGUUACGACUUUGAAUUAUUCGGAGGAAAAUACCCAGAACCCCAAUCUUGGAGUGCCAGGAAAUGUGGUUCAAAGACUAUUGGAGACUGUCUCAGACAAUUUGAACCACAAGAUUUUUGUCGAUAACUGGUACACAAGUUUGCAGCUAAUGGCAAACUUGCACAAAAGAGGUAUUCUGCCAUUACGCACAGUACAACUGAGAAGAGCUCCAAAUAUAAUUAUAAUUAAAAAUGCUUUAGAAAAGAAAGAACGAGGUUAUUGCUCCGAAAAAAGUGUUGCUGUUGAUAACGUUAAGCUAUCAGUUACCAGUUGGGUCGACAAUAAAGCAGUCAGUUUGUGUUCAUCCUACGUAGGCAAGGAACCAAAGGGAGUUGUGAAAAGAUAUUCCAAAAAACAUAAGCGUAGAGUUGAUGUUCCUUGCCCAAAAGCAGUAUCAAUUUAUAACAAAUACAUGGGCGGUGUCGAUUUACUAGAUGCCAUGUUAGGCUUCUAUAGGAUCAAAAUCCGCAGUAAAAAAUGGUACCACCGCCUGUUCUUCCAUUUCAUUGAUCUCUGUUGCGUGAAUAGUUGGCUAUUAUGGCGGAGAGUCAUUAGACAAAAGGGUGAAGAUAUUUACAUUCCAUUGCUUGACUUUAAAUUAACCAUAGCAGAUGUAUUGAUGCACAAAGACCCAAAGGUAUAUACUCCAACUACACGCAAACGAGGACGACCACUGAAUCAAGAUGUUGAGGCAAUUAAAAAGGGGUAA